ACAAAAAAUUUACAACUACUCCGCGUUACAGUUGUAAUUUUUUUGCCAAAAUUCUAAUAAGUAAGAUUCUGCAUCAAAAAAGAAUAAUUGACUAAAAAAUAUAUAAAAUGUUUUGUCAAGUGAGUUAGUAGUUCAAGGUUAUUUACAUUAUCCCUAAAUAAUUGUUCCUAUUAAGAAGAUAUAGCUCAGGUGGAUAAGUAAUAUUGUAAUUUAUUUUAUUUGAAACAUAAUGGAUUUAGUAGAAUGUAGAAACUUACUUAGUAGACAUUGAAAUACUUUAAAUGAAAUUAAUGUUAUAUAAUCUAAUACACAUAAACAGUAUUUCAUGAACUUAUUUCUUUCUAGCAGCAACAAGUAUUUUGAAUAUUUAAUUAUUCCCAAACAAUAUGGAUGGUAAAGUGAAGUGAAACCAAAGAGGUGGCAAUGAUGUUUCCCAUGUCGGAGGACGUCCACUGAUCAAAUGAGAGUGACAUGAAAAGUUGAAAAACUGAGUAAUGUUGGGAGUGUGAUGAUGAGUCCACAUGGUGGAAAUAUGCAGUAGACCUUCCCAUCUGAAUUCAAAUUGAAAUCGACACAAAUGUUUUAGUAAAUCCUGUUUUACAGAUAUGUCUGACAAAAAUGCACACUCAAAAAGCAAGACAUACAAAAACUACAAAAGAGAGGAAAUAUCAAAAUCUAGAUCAAGAAACAAAAGCCAUAAGGAUGAAAACAAACGCUCUAAAAUGGAAUCUAGAACUCCCCCACUGCCAACUAGAAGAACUAGCAUAGAAGAGCUCAUCAAAAAAAGGGAAUCUCUAAAACAAGAACUAAAAAAAAUUGCAAAACAUUCUGAAGGUGACUUGACUACUAAACCCUUAUCAGCAGCACCGGAUAAACAUUCCAAGAGUGACUACAUGAAUAACAUGCAAAGUAGGAAAAGGCACAAGAAGGAUCUUGAGGACUCUAAUAUAGCAAGAAAAAAGCCAAUGUUAAAGGACCCGUCACCUGAACACACAGGAGAUUUUGCACAAGCAGAAUCAGAAGAUGAAGAGGCUCUUAUCGAAAAAAGUAGACAACGACGUAAAUUACUUCUGGAGAAGUUAAGCACUUCAAAUAGUGGAGGAAAUGCAGAAGACAGAAUGUAUGCUAGUAGUCACAAAUAUAUAGAAUCUAGAAAUGAAAGUAUUAAUAUAUCCACUUCCGACUCCAAGCCAUCUUCCAAGCAAACAACUGACAUGUUUUGUGAAACAGAUGAUUUUAGUACAAAGAAAGGACCAGACAAUGUUACACAAGACAACACAGAAAAAGAUAAUUUACAAUUAACAGAUAAUUGGGAUGACUCUGAAGGUUACUAUAAUGUGAGAGUAGGUGAUGAGAUUGACAAUAAUAGAUACAUUAUAAAAAGUAUACUUGGACAAGGAGUUUUUGCAAGUGUAGUUCGUGCACAAGACAACAAUGAUGGAAAUACUGAUGUUGCCAUCAAAAUUAUCAGAAACAAUGAAUUGAUGCAUAAAACAGGUUUGAAAGAAAUUCAUUUUUUGAAGGAAAUAAAACAAUACGAUCCUGAAAAUAAAUACCAUUGUGUAAGAUUGAUACAUCAUUUUUUGCACAAGAACCAUCUGUGUAUGGUCCUAGAAUCACUUUACAUGGACAUGCGAGGUGUAAUAAAAAAGUAUGGCAAACAUCAUGGCAUCAAUAUGAAGGCAUUAGUCAGUUACAGCAGACAACUACUAGUUGCAUUGAGACUUUUGAAAAAGAUUGGCAUUAUACAUGCUGACAUAAAACCUGAUAAUAUUUUAGUCAAUGAAAAGAAAAAUGUCCUAAAAUUAUGUGACUUUGGGUCUGCAUCGAAAUCGGAUGUAUAUGAGCCGACACCCUAUUUAGUUUCAAGAUUUUACAGAGCACCUGAAAUAAUAUUGGGCAUUCCUUUCAAGCACAGUGUAGACAUUUGGUCAACUGCUUGCACAAUGUUUGAAAUGGCUACUGGGAAAAUUAUGUUCACAGGAAGCUCCAAUAAUAAAAUGUUGAAAUGCUUUAUGGACUUGAAAGGAAAAUUUUCCGCAAAAUUCAUUCGAAAAGGUAAAUUCAAAGACCAACAUUUUAAUCACGCUAAUAAUUUUCUACUUCACAAAAAAGAUGAAUUCACGGGGCGAGAAAAAGUUGUUGAAAUGAAUAAUAUUAAUGUCACGAGAGAUUUACAUAAAGAGCUACAAAAAUAUUGCAAAAAUCCAUCUGAAAAUAGUGACAAAAAAAUUUUACAACUUAGAGACAUUUUAGAUAAAAUGUUAAUAUUGGAUAUGAACCAUAGAUACUCUGUAACGGAUUGUUUAAGACAUCCUUUCAUUCAAGAAGAGUUGCAGAAAUAACUCGCAAGUUUUAAUCAAAGCUUUUAAUAAACUUGUUAAUUGAAUAAA
Pectinophora gossypiella (pink bollworm) is the source of this 2393-nucleotide messenger RNA. RefSeq names its product serine/threonine-protein kinase PRP4 homolog. The transcript is spliced from 2 exons. Gene Ontology annotation, biological process: peptidyl-threonine phosphorylation; peptidyl-serine phosphorylation. Lineage: Eukaryota; Metazoa; Arthropoda; Insecta; Lepidoptera; Gelechiidae. The record is from RefSeq and is a predicted model, not a curated record. Bases 606 to 2345 code for a protein of 579 amino acids. Gene Ontology annotation, molecular function: protein serine/threonine kinase activity; ATP binding.